Molecule: messenger RNA, 2769 nt
Organism: Dendronephthya gigantea
Lineage: Eukaryota; Metazoa; Cnidaria; Anthozoa; Malacalcyonacea; Nephtheidae
Exons: 11
Coding region: 2-2347 (781 amino acids)
Biological process (GO): protein phosphorylation; cell surface receptor protein tyrosine kinase signaling pathway; positive regulation of kinase activity
Cellular component (GO): signaling receptor complex
Molecular function (GO): transmembrane receptor protein tyrosine kinase activity; ATP binding
Source: RefSeq, a predicted model, not a curated record
UAUGGCGGAGUCGAAUGAAACAGAGCGUCCAGAAGCAUCUGAAGAUAGCAACACCGGUCAUUUUUCUCACGACAUAAAUAGCUACGCGGAGCGUGAAGCCUCCCACUUAGGACAACGCCAAGGUGAUCGUCGUCAUACUUCACAAUCAAGACAUCCCCACAUAUAUACUACUCCUAAUUCUGAUAAUCCUUCAUACCAUGCACAUGAAAAUACAAGUCGGAGCAACGUUGGGCAAGAGAGUUCAUUAGACCUUUAUGUCACAAGCGGGCGUCGAACAAAAAGGGAGGUCAGAAGCAGUAAAAGCAGCACAGAAAAGUUAAUCGAGGAAUUUGCAAAGUUAAAAUGCGAGGAACGAGAUGCAAAGGAAACCCACAUCAUUAAUGAUCUUUUGAAGAAAUCUGAUACUGAAUCUCCAAUAUUAGAUGGACAACUUGAUGAGCUGGCAAUGUUGGCCUGCUGUAACAGCUCUCGCGUAGUGAAAAGAGCGCUUGAUGUUCUGCUAAAUGAAAUAUUUUUAAACAUUUCAGAUUUAUCGGUAGAUCGUUGCAAAAACAUAUUGCAAGCGGAAGAAGCUCUUCGCUCGAAGUUUUUAGAGUUCAUGAGAGUGGAUCGAUUUAAAGCAAAGUGCCAUAGGAUGACGACAUACGCUUGGCUAAUCACGUUAGUCCUUCUGAAGUUUGGCGAACAGGAAUUUGCCAAACUCAAACCAAAGAUAAAAAUAUUUGACCAAAGUUUAGUUACUCUCAUGAAGCAAACAAGCAAGAACGAACAAAAUCUUUACCGGUAUGGCAUUAGUCUUGCAAGAGAAAGUAUCAAGCGAAUUCUUCAGUCUUCUCCAAAACGGAACGUGAAGGAAUCUCUCUUACUUAACAUUGCAAAGUGUGCGAACCUUCUGAAGGGCAAAUUAGACAAGGAUGAAGUGACGAAGCUCGGAAAAGAACUCCAUGAUGCAGACAGCUGGUUGAAUAUUCAUGUAUGCCUUGUAUUUCUGCAAGAUUUACCCAAGCAUUAUCAUUUCAAAGACAACCCAAGACCUGUGAUCUUAAUGCAGAUGUUGGUUGCAGACUAUCGCGAGCGUUCCAGUUCAAGCAAAUUCAAGAAUUUCAUUCGAAAUCCAAGAUCUGAUUGUCUGUUUGAGCUGUUGGUUUAUCGGGUGAUGCUAAGGUUGAUUACAACAUCAAAAAGCAAAGCAAUAAUUGAACAAGUCUUAACCGGAGAACAAGGCUGCCGUGGUGUGUUUAGAAACUGGGAAGGCGAUAAAUCAAUGACAUCGCCCCUGGGUGAAUUUGUGGCAAACCUUUGUGAGCAAUUGUGCGAGAGAGCGGUCUUCUUCUCAAAGCCCCAGAAUAUCAAAGAAUUUCUUGAUGGUAGGUGCAUCGAACACUUAUCCAUUCUUCAUUUGUGUUCGAGGUAUAGAGAUGAAAUAUUGGAGAUUUUACAAAUAUCACGAGUUCAGCAAUUGGAGCAACGUGUCAGUAUUUAUGAUGCCUUGAUGAGUGGCCAAAAAUGCCUGUUGAAAUUGCACCUGCAUUCAAAGGAAGAGAUGUUGGAAACGAAACCUGUUGCUGCCCCUCUGCGAAAAGAAAUCGAAAUCCUUGAUCAUUUGCAUGCUGUCAAAAAACCAUGCGAAAACAUAGUUCGCCUGCUUGGCUUAAGCACUGAUUCUCCAAUGCACAUGAUAAUCGAGAGACCAACGAAAGGCGACCUAUUGACGUACCUUCACGGUUUCAUGCAACCACUUAAUGUUGAUGUACUGCUUCACAUUGCCCAAGAUAUUUGCGAAGCUAUGAUCUUCCUCGGUGAGAACAAUAUAAUCCAUCGUGACCUGUGUGCCAGAAGCUGUUUUGUAUUUGAUAAAGAAACAAGCGGAAACGUCCUUGUCAAACUUGGCGACUUUCACUUUGCAGCAUUUUCCGAUUCGACUCAAGAUUCUCAAGAUCGAUUUGCUGUUCGUUGGAUGGCAGUUGAAGUACUUGGAGACGGCGAAUUCAGCACUGCAUCUGAUGUAUGGUCUUUUGGUGUUCUAUUGUUUGAGAUUUUCACAUUUGGUUCUGAACCAUAUAUAAAUAUGCCUGACGGCAAGGCCUCGGAUAAUGACGAGGACUUUCGACAACAUGUCCUUGAUGGCAAUAGAAUUGAACUUCAUUCAAAAAUCCCUGAUUCAAUUCGAAAAAUGAUUCAGUCCACAAUGAAAAAGAAAGAUCACAGACCAACGUUUUUAGAAUUGAAAACCCGUCUUAAGGAAAUGAGAUUUGAUGAUGGUACAUACAUGUUUCCGGCCCACUGCAGAAAAUUACUUCGCGCCUCAUUCCGUGUACGUGAGAAAAGUGACACAAAGGACACCUGAACAAUUGGUAUAAAUUGAGUCUACAAUCCUUGUUGUCUAGCCUGACUUCUAUAAUUGCCGCCAUGGGGAUCGAGUAUUUUUUUCAAUAAACGAAUGGCAAGCCAUACUGUUUUACAUUUACGCAUACAUAUUACUGCAUGUUGAUUUACCUAUAUAGUAUUAAAACUUAUUCGUUUAGGGAUUUUGAUUGAUUUAGAGACAAUUUUUUUACGUGCCAUGCAGGGGCGUAUUGUGACUAUCUUAACUGGGGGAUCGAGUGGGGGUGCACCCCCCACGUUUUACCGUCAUGUUUCUCACAACUCGUAAAUAAGAGCAAUACGCACAAACUAACCAACCCAAAAGAAAUUGCCCCAUUAUGCAAUUUAAAUCGUAAAUAGUAAUGUUUUCAGUAACAGCAUUAAUAAUAGUAGUAGUAAUAGUAA